Molecule: messenger RNA, 1250 nt
Organism: Molossus molossus (Pallas's mastiff bat)
Lineage: Eukaryota; Metazoa; Chordata; Mammalia; Chiroptera; Molossidae
Gene: ACKR5
Product: G protein-coupled receptor 182
Exons: 2
Coding region: 57-1250 (397 amino acids)
Biological process (GO): G protein-coupled receptor signaling pathway
Cellular component (GO): membrane
Molecular function (GO): G protein-coupled receptor activity
Source: RefSeq, a predicted model, not a curated record
UGGCCCUCCAGGACCAGAGGUGCGCCCUAAGGAAACUCAGGCAUUUGCAGGUCAUAAUGUCAGUCACGGCCAGCAUGGAGUCUGGCCUCUCCAUGGGAGUCACUGCAGGGCCUGCCAGGGACACUGGAGAGAUCCACAACUGGACCGAAUUGCUCUAUUUCUUCAACCACACAAUGCCCGAGUGCCACAUUGAGCUCAGUGAGAACACCAAACGAGUGGCCCUCUUUGUCCUCUACUUGGCCAUCUUUGUGGUCGGGCUGGUGGAGAACCUCCUGGUGAUCUGUGUCAACUGGCGCUGCUCGGGCCAGGUGGGGCUGUUGAGACUCUACAUCCUCAACAUGGCCAUAGCAGACCUGGGCAUGAUCCUGUCUCUGCCCGUGUGGAUGCUGGAGGUCACGCUGGACUACACCUGGCUCUGGGGCAGCUUCUCCUGCCGCUUUACCCACUAUUUCUACUUUGCCAACAUGUACAGUAGCAUCUUCUUCCUGGUGUGCCUCAGCAUCGACCGCUACAUCACCCUCACCAACGCCUCUCCCUCCUGGCAGUGCCGCCAGCUCCGAGUUCGGCGGGCGGUGUGUGCAGGCGUCUGGGUGCUCUCGGCCAUCAUUCCGCUGCCCGAGGUGGUCCACAUUCAGCUGGUGGAGAGCUCUGAGCCCAUGUGCCUCUUCAUGGCACCUUUUGAAACCUACAGCAUAUGGGCUCUGAUUGUGACCCUGUCCACCACUGUCCUGGGCUUCCUGCUGCCCUUCUUUCUCAUCACAGUCUUCAAUGUGCUGACAGCCUGCCGGCUUAGGCGGGCAGGACGGCCCGAGAGCCGGCGCCUCUGCCUGCUGGUGUGCUCCUACAUGGCCGUCUUUGUCAUCUGCUGGCUGCCCUACCAGUUGACCCUGCUGCUGCUCUCACUGCAUGGGACCCACAUCUCCCUCCACUGCUACCUGGCCCACCUGCUCUACUUCUUCUACGAUGUCAUCGACUGCUUCUCCAUGCUCCACUGCGUCGUCAACCCCAUCCUUUACAACUUUCUCAGCCCGGGCUUCCGGGGCCAGCUGCUGAGAGCUGUGGUCCAUUACCUCCCCAAGGUCCAGGCCAGGACGGGCAGGCGUGCCUCCUCUUCCUCCUCCUCCACACAGCAUUCCAUCAUUAUCACCAAGGAGGGCACCCUGCCGCAGCCCCCGACCCACCCCAGCCUGAACUUCCAGGCACCAAACACCUCACCCAUCCCUGUUCCUCAACCUCUUAUAGCCAGCUGA